Messenger RNA from Zootoca vivipara (common lizard), 28436 nucleotides. It is a transcript of the gene KLHL3, whose product is annotated as kelch like family member 3. Lineage: Eukaryota; Metazoa; Chordata; Lepidosauria; Squamata; Lacertidae. Gene Ontology annotation, molecular function: protein binding. Gene Ontology annotation, cellular component: cytosol. The record is from RefSeq and is a predicted model, not a curated record. Gene Ontology annotation, biological process: protein K48-linked ubiquitination; renal sodium ion absorption; monoatomic ion homeostasis.
UACCAGAUCAGGGGGAAAUCACGUGACUUAUCUUGCUCUGCUGCAUUUGCCAAGUGUGUGUGUGUUUAAAAUAAAAAGGGCCCGAGGAUGCACUGUGCAAAUGCAGCAUCUGGGGCGGUGCAAUUGCACCUAUGCCCACAGCUGCUGUUGCCAGGAGACUAGUAGAGUAGCAAGCUUGGAGCGGGAGGAGGCGAGGCAGAAGGGAGUGGGCUGCCGAGGCUGGAGCAAGAGCAGCAGCAGCAGCAGCAGCGGGGAGCUCUGGGUAGGGAGUGUUCUGUUUGCUGCUGCAACGCUAAGCUCUGCUGCUGCUGUUGCUUUAGGAGCGAGAGGAAGCAGCUCCGCGGAGGGAAGGAGGGGAGCCGACUGCAGCCAUGCUGAAUCACAGGCGCUGACUGAUUCGCCCAGCUCUCUGCGCCCCGAUCAAGGAGGACAACGGUGGGAGACGCGGCGGCGUUGCCCGAGGCCAGGAGACGAGGGUGCAUGCAGAGUUCAAGCUCCACUCCGGCUGCGCACAAUGGACGACGAGAGCAUCAAGAGAUCCCCCCAACCACUUGAGGAAGAUGAAGAUAAAGACCAGCGAACAGUGACCAUCAACCCUUGUCACAUGGGAAAGGCAUUCAAAGUCAUGAAUGAACUAAGGAGCAAACAGCUUCUCUGUGAUGUGGUGAUUGUUGCAGAAGAUGUUGAGAUCGAAGCCCAUCGUAUUGUCCUGGCAGCCUGCAGUCCGUAUUUCUGUGCAAUGUUUACAGGAGAUAUGACUGAAAGCAAAGCAAAGAAGAUUGAGAUCAAAGAUGUUGAUGGACUAACCUUAAGUAAGCUGAUUGAUUACAUCUACACGGCUGAGAUAGAGGUCACAGAAGAAAAUGUUCAGGUUUUGUUGCCAGCAGCCAGCCUAUUACAGCUAAUGGAUGUUCGACAAAACUGUUGUGACUUUCUUCAAUCUCAGCUCCAUCCCACAAAUUGCCUUGGUAUUCGCGCCUUUGCAGAUGUGCAUACUUGCACUGAACUAUUGCAACAGGCCAACGCCUAUGCAGAGCAGCAUUUUCCUGAAGUGAUGCUUGGUGAAGAAUUCCUUAGCCUUAGCCUAGACCAAGUUUGCAGUUUGAUAUCAAGUGACAAACUAACCGUUUCAUCAGAAGAAAAGGUGUUUGAAGCUGUCAUUUCUUGGAUAAAUUAUGAGAAAGAGUCUCGCUUGGAACACAUGGCUAAGUUGAUGGAACAUGUCCGCCUCCCUCUCUUGCCCAGGGAUUACCUUGUACAGACAGUUGAAGAAGAAGCUUUAAUCAAGAACAAUAACACAUGUAAAGAUUUCCUUAUUGAGGCCAUGAAAUAUCACUUGCUUCCUCUGGAUCAACGGCAGUUGAUAAAGAAUCCUAGAACAAAACCAAGGACCCCAGUCAGUCUGCCAAAGGUAAUGAUGGUGGUUGGUGGGCAAGCACCUAAAGCCAUUCGGAGUGUAGAGUGUUACGAUUUUGAGGAGGAGCGAUGGGAUCAAGUUGCUGAACUUCCUUCUCGGAGAUGUAGAGCAGGGGUGGUAUUCAUGGCAGGCAAAGUCUAUGCUGUGGGAGGUUUUAAUGGCUCUUUACGAGUCCGAACAGUAGAUGUAUAUGAUGGAGUGAAAGACUUGUGGACGUCAAUAGCCAGCAUGCAAGAAAGACGAAGCACUUUAGGGGCAGCUGUGCUAAAUGAACUCCUCUAUGCUGUUGGUGGAUUUGAUGGAAGCACAGGUCUUGCAUCUGUGGAAGCAUAUAACUAUAAGACCAAUGAGUGGUUUUUUGUGGCACCUAUGAACACAAGAAGAAGCAGCGUUGGAGUUGGGGUCGUGGAAGGUAAAGACAGCAAACUGCUGCAUUGGCCGCAUCAGCACAGUAAACUCUAUGCUGUUGGUGGUUACGACGGAGCAUCACGUCAGUGCCUUAGUACUGUAGAACAGUAUAAUCCAGCUACAAAUGAGUGGGCAUAUGUGUCGGAUAUGAGUACUCGCCGCAGUGGUGCAGGUGUUGGUGUACUUAGUGGACAGUUGUAUGCUACUGGGGGACAUGAUGGCCCUUUGGUGAGGAAAAGUGUGGAAGUAUAUGAUCCUGGAACAAAUACGUGGAAACAAGUGGCAGAUAUGAAUAUGUGUAGAAGAAAUGCAGGUGUGUGUUCAGUGAACGGUCUUCUCUAUGUGGUUGGAGGAGAUGAUGGCUCUUGCAAUUUGGCAUCUGUAGAAUACUAUAAUCCUGUCACUGAUAAAUGGACAUUAUUACCAACAAACAUGAGCACUGGAAGAAGUUAUGCAGGUGUAGCUGUGAUCCAUAAACCAUUGUGACACAUGUUCACGUGACUGCAAAGACAAGAAAUAAUGGCCAUCUUGCUUGGUGGGUUUUGGAAGAUACUGAAAUCUGACUCUUAACUGCCACACUAAUAUUGCACUCCUAGCAUGACAAGUAUGUGCUAAGACCAUCAACCUCUGCUCAGCGAUGGGCAGUGCAGCAAUGUGAAAAGUCUUGCUGUGAACAUGUUCCAGAAAUGAGGUGUUGCUUGUUUUUCUUGGUGCAAUCUGCUGUUUUAUGUACAGUCAAGACUUGAGUUUGAACUGAAUUUCUCAAGAGCAAGGAAAUGUAUCUCUAUGGCAUGUAACUAGGAGAAAGGGUAUUUUGAAAUACUUCACUACUGAAGUAGCAUAUACACUAUAAUAUGUUCUAGAAAGCAUUUCCUAUUUACUUACCAAACCUUUUAGACAAAUCUACUACUGAGACUGGAAUUUUUGAAACAACCCUCGAAAGGAAAGCAGACCUGAAUAAAUAGACUGGGAGCUCUAGCUCAUAUGGUAUAUUGUCCCCAUCAUAUGUACAUACACAAGUUGACUACUGUAAAUGUGUUAUUUAGGACACUGGAUGUGUACAUUGUAUGAAUUUUAUCCUAGAUGUAGAACUGCAAUUUUCAAACCUAUUUUGUAUAUGUGGUUGGAUGAUCCAAGCAGCGUCUUUCUCUAGGGUAAAAGCAUACGUGAACUACCCAAAGACUAGUAACCACACUAAAAUGUAAGGUUCUAGAGGUGGGCUGGGGGGGAGGUAUUGCUAUUUAAAAAUGAAUUCUGACCACAGUUGACAUUGAAAGGGGUGGGGAGUCAUAACAUGGUGUCGCUUAACUAUUGCCAACAAUUCAGAAAACCCAGACUGCACCUGCUUGUUAACGGGCAUCUGAGUACCAUGGAAGAGUAUUUUAAAUUCAUCAACUAUGGUUUGUCACCAGAUUUCCAGGGUGGUGGUGGGAUUCAGUAGUGGAUUCCAGGGUUACAGCCAGGUUUGGAGAGCUGCAUCCAACACAGUCACUUGUAGGAUGAUAUUGUACAUGAAUGAUAUUGUCACGAGCAAGGGCUGAGAGUACCAGGGAAGCCCAUCUGAGCAAAUGGGACUUCUGAAUAACAAACUGGGUGGUCAACCUUCUAUCCAGAACAAUAAUCUAGUAAAUACUACCCAAGUUUAGAUUAGAACUUCACCCAUCCCUUUAUACCUCUUGCAUUUGGCCAAAUACCACAAGUUGCCCAAGAUUUAAAAACCUUUAAGUGUCUUAAUGCUUCCACCAUGUAGUUGGUUAAGGCUGCAGUGUUAUGCAUAAUCACCUUGGAGUAAGCUCUAUUGAACUCAGUGGAGCUUACUUUUGAGUAGACAUGUAUAGGAUUGCACAGUAAUUCUACCAGCCAUUUUUCCUAACUGCUGACCUUUCAAAUAUUCACUAUGUUUUCCUUAUUAUAUAUGUGUACUGAAAUUACUCAGACUUUUAAGCAUUUAGUCCAAAAGGGAGAGAGAAGUGCUUUGGGGGAAAUAAGGAAAGCCAGGUCUAGCUAAUUGGCUCAACUCAAAUCUAAAAAACCCCCAAGCUUCUGUUAUGUUCACUGUCAUCAUCCAACUGAGAAUUAUUUUGUUCCUAGAAAGUUUGUGUUCUUGUAACUUCCAGCUCUUCUGGGAUGUGUAAUGCUAUAUCCUUCCUUCUCUUCCAACCCCUUACUACGUGCAUUUUAAAGGGUGUGUGUGUGUGUUUCCCCAAGAGCAUUUAACUUAUUUCUUAUGUAGAUAGACAGCUUUUUUAUCACUUGCCAAAUAUCAAGAGUGAAGUAGAAUAUGUAACUGAACUUGCUUUGAACAAGUGCUAAUAAGGUAAGAUUCUAUUAUUUUUGACAAGGGCUUUCAUCCCUUAAUUGGAUAUAAAAACAAAACAAUUUCCUUAAAAGAGUCUCAGUGCUACAUCUUAUGAUACCUUUUGUACUCUGGCACAGAUACUUUAGUACAAAAUACACCUGAAGAAUGCACAUUCAGGGUGCAUAAUCGCUCUUCAAAACACAAGUGAGCCUGAUCGUUGCUUGCUCAACACUUGAGUAUUUUAAAGAGGAACAUGGCAGUUUCUACAUGUGUUUCACCCUCUGUAUUUCUGAGAAUGCAGCCAGCAGCUAAUGAAUUGCUUCCAGGGUUGGGGUGGGAAAUCUUUUUUCAGGACCUGUUUAUGCAUUAUUCUUUCUGUGUGGAGGAUAUUAGUCUGCUACAUAUAGCCCCUGGUCUCUCUCUGUAUGAGUUCUGGGCUGUAGCUCUAAUGCUUUGCAUUGUUUAUACUUCUCUAGUGUGGAGAAUCUCUAUUUUGUUCCUUUGAAUGUCUGAGAGCACUGUGGAGAUUCUCCACAGGGUAGCAGCAAUCUUUAGGGCCCCACAGCCUUAUAUCUACUCACCUGGGAUUAAUCUCCAUUGAAUUCAGUGGAACUUACCUCCCGAUAGAUAUGUAAAGGAUUGCAUUGUUCAAUCACAGUAGCAGAUGUGGAUCACUCAAUAGGCAGAAGAUUAUUCCUUCAAACCUCCACAUGAAGAAAUGCAAUGUGUAAACCACUUAACCAUUUAAAUACUAUGAGACCUUGCCCUCUCAUAUUGGUUGAAGGAUCAUUAAACACUAAGAGUACACCUUACCUCAUUUGCUGAAUCAGUUGUCGGACACAGAUGCACAUGUACUGUUCCAUUCACCACCAAAGCUGUAUGCCAGUCAUAUAUAUCCCUUGACAGGCAGUGACUUUUUGAGCUAGCCUGAUCUAUGAUCCAUUCUGAAAUGGCACCUAUGUCUAUAUAACAUCUGGAAAAAUUACCAAUAAACACAUGGUGUACUGAGUGUUCAUAAAUAGUCAGGACCAUAAAUGGCCUUGCUCUCAGUCACUUACCCACUAGCAAAUGGUAUAUGUCACUCCUUCAGUGUGUAAACUUGCAGUUAAUGCAAGUCAAGUGACCUCAUUUUUCAGCUAUGCAAUAUUAUCGCUACAUAAUAAACCAGCUGCAAUAGCCCCUUUAAAGCGCAUUUGAAAUAUCUCGCAUUGUGUGUGCAUUUUUAAUAUUUGUACUGUGCCGAUAAUCUGAGCCAGAUCCUUUCAAAGGUUGCCUUUUUAUAGGGCUUGAAAAUAAUAGCUUUAGAGCUUGCAAAUUUUAAUGCAGCUAUUUUUGUAAGAUAAUUCUGAAGAGUUCUUGGAUCUCCUUUGAUUUUGGUGGCAUUAUGAUUAGUGUCUAAUCCUUACACCAUGGGCCCAGUUCUCAUCAGCCAUUUGUAUAUGGUGUCUUGUAUAUUUUUGUUUGAAAAAGGGAAAAUCCUUUGGCUUCUCUUGAUUUUAUGAAAAGGACACUUCUGGACUUCGUGUUAAUUAACUGUGUAUUGUUUCUUCCAUGAUUAAUAACACCAUAAAUUGCUGGAUUUAUAAGAAAACAAUUGAAUUUAUUUUUUUGAACUUUGAGUUAUGUUUAGCUUUCUGUACUGUUUGAGCUGGACAAACAGUGCACAAAGUAUUUGUGUAUUAAUACUGCUGUAUUUCUCUCUCUCUGUGUGUGUGUGUCUUGCUCAUACCUGAACAUAAUGUUCUGAAGCUAAAUGUUAAAAGUCAGAAUAAUGGUAAUAGGUUUGGUUGUCCUCUAACUCCUUUUACAGGUUUUCCUUGGACACCUAAAAUUCAUAAAUCUGUUUCUACAAAUACUCUUUGAUUAAAUUGUUGGGCAAUCUUUUAUCCAGAAGCUGGCUUGUCAGGUUGUGAUGAGAUAAGAAGAUGACCUUCCAUAAGAGUUGUGUGUAGGCCCAAAACCUGGACACAUCCAUGCUCUGCAUGUGACGGCAAAUGCUUUGCAGACAUCCUUUCCCAGAAACUCCCAUCACAGAACUCCCACAUGCACUUAAAUUCUUAAAAAGUAAUUUGGCAUGACAUCAAAGGGAAACUGCUAGUAUGCCUGUGGUACCCCCCCCCCCAUCUUUCUCAUUUAAAUUGCUUUUGUAGCAUAUCUUCAACCUGCUUUUCAGUCUCAAAAAUUAAAGGAGUUUUCCAGACAGUCAGCUUUUGGAUAUAGCCAAAAGCAUUAUCUUCAGGGGUAUUCAGCACUGCACUGUUUCUACAAAAAUCAGAAAUGAAGCUAUUUUUACUGCCCCAGUCUUUUAGCACUGUUUGAAUUUUGUGUGCAAGUUUGCCCGAGUAAUUCAUUUCAACUUGAUCCUAUUUUAUAUUUAACUGUGACUGUGGUUAGUAUUGCACAACUAAGCCACAAAAACUGAAGUUUUACUUUUUGCACUAUUUGUACACCAAUGACUAUUUGUCCAAAAGCUUAUUAGCUUAUUCUCCCUAUUAACUCAUAGGACAAAUAGAUAGAAUAAUACAGUGUAAUUAAAGUUGAUUCACAUUUGAAGCAUCUGGAAUGAUAUGAAAUUUUGAAUUUUCUUAAAUGGCACUAUUUAAAUAUAGCCAUUCUGUUACAUUGCCAUGCCAUUCAUAGGUUUUAUUUAAUAGUAAAAGGGAAUAGUCUGUCAACCCUGUAAGAAUGGUAGCUUUGCCAAAAUGUUUCAUUGGUGAAAAAUAUAGUGGCUACAUUUUAUAUGCAGUGUGAAACCGUGGUUUGGUGUCAUGUAUAUGAGCAAGCUUAACUUCAAGAUAUGUACAUGUAUUUCUCUCCUUGGCUGGCAUAGUUUCAAAACUGACUUCCAUAUUUGGUUCCUACACCCAGUCUCAAAACACAGCUUAAUCAUGGUUUAUGGGCAAACCAUAGCCCUGCUCAGGUGUUAUGCCUGAACAGGAAAUGUCCACUCAUGUAGGAGACACAAGGUCACAUGCUGUCCUGGCCCUGCUUGCUCAGUCUUCAACCUUCCUGUGUUUAUCAGGAAAGGUUUGAAAGGGGCUUUUGCCAGCAUUUCCUUGAAUACAAAUACAGUGGUACCUCUGGUUAAGAACUUAAUUCGUUCUGGAGGUCCGUUCUUAACCUGAAACUGUUCUUAACCUGAAGCACCACUUUAGCUAAUGGGGCCGCCGCAGCCAUGCGAUUUCUGUUCUCAUCCUGAAGCAAAGUUCUUAACCGGAGGUACUAUUUCUGGGUUAGCGGAGUUUGUAACCUGAAGCGUUUGUAACUUGAGGUACCACUGUAGAAGCCCCCUCGUGGUUCCUGAUUGCACAGAGGUUUCUACUUCUGCUCAAGUCAGCAGUGGUAAAAGGGCCCCUUCAGACUGUUCAGAUAAACAGGAAGGUCAGGAACAGAGAGGGUGGAGAAGAUGCACAUGGGGACGUUGGGGAGCAUGGGAGCCCUGUGUCUCCUACGUGGAUGAUGAUUUCCUGUUCAAGGUUGAGCAAAGCUUAUGUCUGAGGCAUAUCCUAGUUUGCCAUGUUUGGAUACUAUGACAACUGGAAGCCGGUAAGGGCGAAAUCCCAUUGGGUGAUGCUUUUCUGACAGCUGCUAGCCAGCACUAGUAAGGCUGGCGGGAGAUCCUGUCCAAGGCCCUCUGGCAGGGACUGUGCAGACUUGGUGUUCCGGCACUCCCUCUAAAGCAGGCAUCCCCAAACUGUGGCCCUCCAGAUGUUUUGGCCUACAACUCCCAUGAUCCCUAGCUAACAGGACCAGUGGUCGGGGAAGAUGGGAAUUGUAGUCCAAAACAUCUGGAGGGCCGAAGUCUGGGGAUGCCUGCUCUACAUACUGGGGCUGACCAUGCAAGGGGAGGAGGGACCCUGCAAGCCCCAGAGACGGUUUUGCUCAUGCAUGCAAUACCAAACUAUGGUGGAAUGAACUCAUUGUUUGAUUAAUAUAUUGUGGGCAUAAGAAUACAGUAAACCUUUUUUCAUGAGAUCCUAAAUUAUUUUAUUUUCUUGUACAGUAGUGAUAAUGCUAAGUUUAAUUUGUAAAUAUAUUGUAUAAAAUAUGUUUUAAGGCUAACAGAAGAUUGUAAUAGCGUUCACCUUGAAUGCACAGAUUUUUUAAAAUAAUAAUAAUAAAAUAGACUGAGAAAAUGUAGCUGUGAUCCAUAUACAAAUUAAUUCAACAUGCUAAUAUUUCUUAGGUUUACAGCCCACUCCUAUGCAUGCUUACUCAAAAGCAAGUCCCACGUUGUUCAGUGGAACUUAUUUGAAAGUAAGUGUAUGUAGGAUUGCAGCCUUAGUUAAGAUCAUACUGCACAUUACAUCUAUUGGUUAGUUCCUUAUAAUUGCUGGUUACUGCCAUGGGACCAACUGGUUUGUGAUGCAAUUCUGUUUCUUUUCAGAAGCAAAACCUAGAAUUUAAACUCCAUAAAAAUGUUAACAACAAAAGGUCAAAUCUGUUCUCAAGGACAUUGAAUUUUGGGGGAAUAAAGUUGAGCAAAUGAAAUUGAUCUUGUGUUUAUUCUGAUUCUGCCAAUGUUUUGGAGUUACAGUGAAUGAAAAUGUACGACCAAAAUAAUAGAACCAUAGAAUUAUUAAUGAUUCACUGUCAAUAAUCCUAAUAAUUUGCUGCAUGUGUACACCAAGAGGUCAAAACCUGCAUGUAUCUAAGCAGGCAAUGGAUAGUCACUUGAAAAAAAUACUGAGAUUUUUGAUGCACUACUUAUCACAUGGUAUAGGCAAAUCAUUUUACUUGGGAAGAAAAAUCUGUUGAAGAUCAGAGGCCUGCUCUUUGUUAAAUUUGUAUCUCGCUUUCCUAUCGAAUGGUGCUCAGAUGGUGAACUGGAUGUAUGUGGUCACUAAUAUGAAGUAUCACACAAGCUGUAUAAAAGUGGUAAUUUGUCAUGUAAAUUGAUUACCAAGAUGCAUUUUUUCUCAGUACUGUCCUAUGGUUCCAAUUUUAGUCGGCUAAAAUGCUGGUGUGCAGGAACCUGCUAUGUACUCCACAGCACAACCCAGGUAUUUCUCCAUUCUUAGGCAAAACACAGUCCUUUGUAGGUGGAAGACAGACUUGAGCAAAUUUAUGUAAUUUCAGAGAUGAGGAAUUGGCCAUUGCGUGUUUCUCUUUCCUAAAAGGAUUGGCUGAAGCCUGAAAUCUGAAAAGCCAACUUUUGUUGGCCCUGCACAGUAUGGUCAAUGGUCAGGGAUGAUGGCAUAACAACAUCAUCCUUGCAGUAUAGUAACAUCUGGAGGGCCAAAGGUCCCCCACCUCUGUGUUAGACAAAUAUCCGGGGCGGUGGAUGGUAUAAAUCAGGGGUCAGCAAGGCUUAUCGGCCAUGGGCUGGAUUACUCCUGCGGAGAUCGUCCGAGGGCAGCGCAGCGCGAUGCUGGCAAUUGCGUCUGUGCAUGACCGCGGUGCUGGAAAUCGCUUCUACGCAUACCCAGAUGCCGGAAAUCGCUUCUGGGCUGGCGCGAUUUUCGCCAUCUGAGCAUGCGCAGGAGCGAUUUCGGGCGCCGCUUGGCAAGUCCCCGCAUUGCAGUGUGCCGGUUUAGCGCUGUGCAGGGGGGGGGACGGACUCGCCGAGCAGGCGGCUUGGUUUGGGGUGGCUCGUGGGCCGGUAAAACAGUCUUCAUGGGCUGGAUCUGGCCCAUGGGCCGCACGUUGCUGACCCCUGGUAUAAAUGACCCAAUACUUUGAUCCUUUGUGAGUUUAUUUGGAAGCAAGGAAGCAAUUCCUUCUGUGUUUAAUGGGCUGACUUCCCAGUUAGGACCGCAGGCCAACUAAGCUGCAAGUGACUUUACUUAAGUUUCCCUCAUGUGAAAAUGCUACCACCUACAGUGCAAUCCUGGGCAUGUUUACUUGGAUGUAUCCCCACCCCAUCCCCAAUUCAGGAGAAGGCCCAUUUUUGGAACGCUAAAGCAUGGUGUAGUGUUGCAUCCUAAUACAGCCUUUUUCUCUUUCAGUGAUGGAAAUAGUUCUGUGUCCCACUAAUUCUGGGAUUGGCAGGGGAUUGGACAAUAUGAGCUUUGCUGUCCCAAUGAUUUUUUUGUUGCUUGGUUAGGACUUAGGAGGAUGAGCGUAGGAUUCUGUCACAAAGGUUGAUUUUUUUUAAGGGAACGCAGAAAAUUACAAAAGACUGGUAUUACUUUCCAGAAAAUUCUCUUCCAUGUGGAGGAGGAUCUGAUUCUUUCCCAUAUGUUUUAGAGGCUACUGCUCCACUCCUUUAGCAACAUCAUUAUGUCUGGAAGGGAUGGAAGGGAAGUAUCACACAUUUUGAAAAAAAUGCAGUUCUUUUACUAAGCUCUUCUAUGCAUUACUGAUUUUGAAAUUAGACUUAGAAUGCUGUACAUCAUAAACAUUUUUAUUUUUUUAUGUCUACCACAAUGUCCCAUAUUCUGUCAAGACAUUUGUAAGGUGCAGAUUCAAUGGUUUUACCACUACGCAAACUCUAUUUUUUUAUCCUCUUCUCAUUGGUUCCUUGGUUGCUUUGUUUACCAUCUAGCCUUGGAAACUUUGGAUGCUAUUUUGUGACACUUUGGUUGGCCUAAUAAAGGUAUUUCUCUAAUAUGGAUUUUGGAUUUCCCCCUUAUCAGCCAACAUGGCUACCUUUGCUUUUUUUAAUUGACUUCCCUAUCACUUAAAGUACAGAGUGGCAGGUAAGUUGCUUGAUAUAUUUUUUUGCACAUCUGAACAAACGAGAUGCUGCACAGUGCAGUUCCUAAAGUUCCUUUGAUUUCUCCCACGUGUCACUUCAGAUACUUUUUUACAUCUGUGUAUUCGUGUCUAAUUAAUUUUCUGGUUUUGAGGGCAUGUAGCAAUUAGAACCAACAGCCGAUAAAUGAAUGCUCCAGAUCCUUCAAUUAGAAAGCAAUCAGUCUAAAAUUCCAAGGGUAUAGCAUCUCCAGUGAGAAUCAUUUCAUUUUCUUGCAUAUAAGUGGCAGUUGGAAAAAAAUGGGUGCUAAAAUAAGAAUGAAAGGCUUUCGCCUUAGAAAGUGCCAUCUAAAACCAGACACUGGAGGUCACUGUAGCCCAAAGAAGACUAAUGUGUAGAGCAGCUGCUGUAACUACAAUUCUCUUUCUCAAAAUACCUUUCUAAUAGUUGCAGAAAUUUGAAUCUUUCUCCUAAUUGUGGGUUAGCAUAAUAAUAGUGGUGUGCACUAGAAUUAUCAUGUUCAAGUAGACUAUAUAUUUUUUGCUAUGUUUUUCCUCAGUUGGUGUUAACACCACAUAGUUAACUUAAAGCAGGGGUGGCCAACUCCCAAGAGACUGAGAUCUACUCUCAGUUAAAAACUGGCAGUGAUCUACCCCCUUUCAGGUCACAGUUGUUGAGCUUCUUUUAGGGAGGAAGAAAGCCACAUUUAGGGGUUCAGGUCACAGUUGUUGAGCUUCUUUUAGGGAGGAAGAAAGCCACAUUUUUAGGGGGUGCAGAGCAAAAAUGUUGAGCUUUUUUAGGGGAGCCAAAGUUGUUGAACUUCUUUGGGGGGAACCAGUGAUCUGCCAGUGAUCUACCACAGACAUCCAGUGAUCUACCGGUAGAUCACGAUCUACCUGUUGGACAUGCCUGACUUAAAGCAUGAAUUAUAUGAGAAACACUUAGUAGAAUUGCACAGAUACAUGUACAAUACCAGUUUAUUACCUACACGUCCCAUAGACUAAGUUGGGACCCAAGUCCAUUUCAUUCCUUGACUGGAGACCAAGAUGUUAAAAAUAAUGGAUGCUGCUAUUGCCAGACUAAGCACCAUAGCAGAUGGUGCACUUCAUUGUGGUUGCCCUAUGCAUAAUGAUAAAACUAUUAAUAGUAACACCAACACACAUAUAACCUUUGUAACCAUAUUUCCUGUAAAGCCUAUAAAGAGAGGAGUUUAUUCAGUUAUAUAAACAAAUAUCCUUUAUUAGGCAUAUCAAAGAGUGGAGUUUAUACUACAGUAUACCACUAAGAGGAGACUGCCAUAUUAGGCUAAAGGCCCACCCAGUCCCGAAUCCAGUUCGCACCAGAUGCCCAAUGGCUCUGCUCACCUGUGAUUAUCAGCAGCUGGUAUUCGGAAGCAUAUUGGCCCUACAGUGGGGGCAGAAUCAAGCCAUUCUGGUUAGUAGCCAUUGACUGCCUUUUCCAUAAAUUUGUUGAUUCCCCUUAAAGGUGUCUAAAUUGCAAUCACUGUCUCCUGUGGGAGCAAUUUCCAUAGUUUAACUGUGCUGUUUGAAGAAGUACUUUAUUUUUAUUUCCCCCAAAUCUUCUAGCAUUCGGCUUCAUUGGAUGUUUGCAAGUUCUAGUGUUGUGAUAAAGGCAGAGAGAGAGAGAGAGAAAACACUCCACUUUCUCCAGCCCAUGCAGAAUUUUAUAAAUCACCUGGACCUUUUGCAAUGAGAAUAGUAAUGGAAAACUACAGGAAUAAUCAGGGUGACAAGCACUUGAUGACAACAUAGAAUGAAAAUUGUGUGAAAUCAAACCAGGACAAUACUGUAUAUUCUUUGUCUGGAAGCGACUUUAGGCUGCCUGGUUUGAGGAAUUUUUGUGCCUUCCAUUUCUGGUAGCUGAAUUCUUUCUGCACUGCAGCCUUUUACUUCAUUGGAGUUGCUUGACAUGUUUGUUUUUGCUAAAGGAAACUAAACUGUUAUUAGAGCAAAUCCCUGGACAGAGUAUCCCUUGCCAUUAAAAAAAAGGUUGUUCUGCCUUGUGUCAGAUUCCUUUUGAGAACUUGUCACCUCCUUGGGGACCCGUUUCCAGCCAGGGAAACCUCAAAUGUUCUUUGGGGUUUCCCUUUUCUUUUGAUAUAGCUUGCAUUUGACACCUAAUUUGACCUAGGAAGGCUUUCCAUCCUGGCAUUCAAAGCUAAGGACUGAGGACCAGCUGCAAGUGCUCUAUCUACUCCUUUUGUUCUUCAACUCCGGAGCAUUAAGAACUGACUUCCACAUGCUUUUGUUCUACUCCCUCAGGCUGUUGGCCUCUUGGGUAUUGGUCUCGACCCAUUGCUCAUCCAUGAACAAGGGCAAUUGCAGCAAUAAUUUGAUAACAUUUCACUGCAGUCCCAGUUUCCUGGAAAUGUUUUCUGUUGCCAGGAGCAAUAUCAUACCUCUGCAUUGCCAUUCUCUAUUCCAAAUACGCAACGGUGCAUAAUAUUUGUUGACCAGCAUUGAACACUCAACAUAAUGAAAAGCACCUUAGCAGUGGAAAGUGACUUCCUAAAAGAUUCUUUGUCAUUGAAUGGGAUUUUUUAAAGAGUGAUGGGCAAACUUAUUUUAAGAGCUGCUGCUUUCCGCAGCAUGGAGUCCUCCAGAUGUUUUAGGCUAUGUCUCUCAUCAACCCCAGAUGGCUUAGAGCAGAUAGACUGCUCUAAGCCAUCUAAUAAAGGAGGAAUUCCCAUAAAAUUUGGAACCCAGCCAUGACAGAGCUAGUUAUCCCUCUGUUAGGAACUGAUUUUAUGCAAGCUCUUGGCAGAAAAUGGCUGCAUUACAGAAUAUGGGUGGGCCUACUGCCUCUUUAAAAGCUUUGAAGCAGCAGUGUAGUUUUCCAUCACUAAUCAUAUUGUUAUGGCCUUGGUGUUCCUAGGAGGCAGAGUCAGGGCUCAUCCAAACUUAAUUUUGUGUCACAUUUCUAGGCAUGGGCCCACACUUUAAAGCAUCAUGUCCAGUGCUUUUUUUCUUUAAAAAAUGUUUCGGGGUACUCUCAUUUUCCUACUCGUAUUGAAAUACUGCCCCUCAAUAAGGCCGAAAUUAGAUUCACAAAACGUUUAGGGGUAUGCAUCCCCCUGCGUCCCCCCAGAAAAAAAAAGCACUGACCAUAUCUGAGUGUUCUCCCUGCCCCUGAUGCUUUCCCUGCCAAAAGCAAAAAAAACCCCACUCUUUACUGUUGAAUUGGAGCAAACGGUAAUCCACAGAAAACCCAAAUUGUAAUUUGUUACAAUUUGGCAGUAAAGAGUGAGUUUUCCUGGGGUGAGUAGCAGACCAAAAAUAACAUAAAAUAAGCACUCAGACAUGAAGCUUUAAAGUGCAGACUUGAGCCUAGAAAGCGUGAGACAAAAGAUAAGAAUGGAUUCGUGUUGCUGCCUUUUUCUGGUUGGGCUUCUGUAGCCUUAAAUAGCUUUAUGAGGCUUCCCAAACUUAAACCUGUUGCAAUUUCUGCUUUGCCAUCUAAAGUGGGGUGGGGCAUAACCAGUGGCCCUCCAGAUGUGGGACUUUUUUUUUUUUUGUCAGCACCAGCCAAUAUGGCUAAUGGUCAGGCAUGAUGGGAGUUAUAGUUCAGCAACAUGUGGAGGGGCCGCAUUGGAGUUAAAAUGAACAGGAGCUAUACCUAUUGCACAUGCUCAGUACAACUGAGGAGAGAAACGGAGGCUGCAAAAAGGUAUUGUCAAACCAAGUGGUUAUGUAUAAACACAGCCUUGUCAUUAGAACACACAAGUCCUGAGGAAAUUGGGUACUGUAGCAUCAUUGUAACACAGGGUUUCAUCCUGCCUUCAAGUCUGGAAUAUCAAAUUCUAUUAAAAAAACAAAACCACACACCAAGCUGAUUAAAAAUACAUAAUUUGCUUGAUGAUAUCAUAUAAAAAUAAUAUAGGCCAUCAAACAGGGAAGGGUUUCAUGAUGAGCAGGAGAUUAGCUUAAUGGCCUCAAUUUAUAUGAAGUGGUGAUUUACAGAGAAAUGUGUGUAUAUGUGCUUGUUCCCACAGAACAAUAAAAAUGCAUAACAGCUGAGGAAUGGAGAACUGCUCAGACUCAACAGAACUUGUACCUGCAUAGGAAAAAACCUGUGUGAUAAUGACAACUUCAUAGUCUGCAGAUGUGAAUAUUAAUCUUUUAAAUAACUGCUUAGCCUGCUGAGUACCACUAAUGCAGCUUUUGCAGAAUGAAUUAUUUGCUGUAGUGGGGCCAGUCCUUCCAUUAUGUGGCUUUUGAUGUGCUGAUGUGUGUUCUUUUAUUCUACUCUGCGGCAAGGGGCAGCGAUCUCUAUUAAAUCCAGACAUUUCCACCUGUGGGACUGUUAAUUUGCAAAUUGCAGGUGACACAUGUAGAUGCAGGAUGGAAGGGAGGGGGACACUAAUUUUAGGAGCUGAAAAUUGGCAGAUGUGGCAUAAUUUUGGGAGCCGGCGUGAUUGACUUUGUGAUAGGCACAAGGGACAACCAAUCAGCUGCACAGGCACCUUUGUUGGAAACAGGAAGUACUGGUUGCCUUGACUAGUUGGUGAGUAUAGCACUAUAGUGGGCCCUGCAUGCUCUUCUUCUCUAUGCAGGCUAAAUAUUGGUAAAUGUUUUAUUUAUUUCCUUGAUAAGUGGUGUUAUCAAGAAAAGAAACCAACAUGUUAUGUGAGUGGGUAUGUGCAGCAAGGCAGCUCAUGGGACAGCAGCCAUUUUGAGAUUAGUUGUAAUAAUUGCAGUGAGAAGUAUGUUUGUGCUCCACUUUUCUGUCGCCUGUGGCAUAGCUUAAUAAACUCAGUAGCAGCCAGUAUUAUUUGACAGGCAUGGAAGUUUGGAGUAGAUGCAUAGACAAAUCAAGUUUAUUGUUUUGUAAAUUGAGUCAGGCCAGGGAUUUUUUUUCAGCAGGAACUCGCCGGAUCUCAGUUCCGGCACCUCUCUGGUGGGCGUCAUUGCCAUUCUAAGAGAACAAAGGAGGUGUUCAUGGUGAGUUCUGGCAUCUCUUUUUCUAGAAUGAGUCAGGUAAACUUCAGCUGUGGCAAGAAUUGAAACCUGUUGAUUCUUACAGGCUUAGUUUUGUUGGUCUGCAAGGAGGCAGACCAUAUAUACUAUAUAUUUAAAGCACGACUGAAGUAUAUUAUUUUCCUCAAAGGAAUCAGGACACUGUGGUUUGUUAGGGGCUGCUGCAAAUUGUAACCCUGUGAGGGGGAAACUGCAGUGCCUAGAAUUCGUUGAGGGAAGUAGUGUGUUUCGCAGUCUAAAAAUACAUGUUAUGGGUAGGAAAAGGAACAGGAGGGAGAAGGAAAAAAGCAAGCUCAGGCACAAGUUUUCAAAGUUAACAGCCAGCCUCAGUAGUGGUUCUGGCUUUCUUGUCUUUGAUAAAGAGGAGUGGUGCUGUGGGUUAAACCACAGAGCCUAGGGCUUGUCGAUCAGAAGGUCGGUGGUUUGAAUCCCUGUGACGGGGUGAACUCCCAUUGCUCGGUCCCAGCUCCUGCCAACCUAGCAAUCAUGUCAAAAUGCAAGUAGAUAAAUAGGGACCGCUACAGCAGGAAGGUAAACGACGUUUCCAUGUGCUGCUCUGGUUCGCCAGAAGUGGCUUUUUCAUGCUGACCACAUGACCUGGAAGCUGUACACCGGCUCACUCGGCCAAUAAUGCAAGAUGAGCGCCACAACCCCAGAGUCGGUCACGACUGGACCUAAUGGUCAGGGGUCCCUUUACCUUUACUAGUGCUUCCCCCAGCGCCAAUCUCAUCUGAGAAUGGAGCAAGUGAAAAUGGCCAAGCCAGGAGGGCAGGGCAGUCACACAGCUGCCUUGAGGGCAGUUAGGAUCCUUGCUACUUUCCCAUGGCAUCCAUGCCGGAAGGAGGCACAGCUGCGUUUCUGCCUCACACUCACCAAUUAAUGGCACACAGCUAGUUUGUCAGGAAAAUGGGAGGCAACUAGGAGGCAACCCAGUCAUUAUCUGGAGAAUGUUCCUCUGCUUUUACUCUUUAAAGUUUAAAAGCCCCUGAAGCACCAAGUGAGAAAGCAGUUACUAUGCCUCUCACUCCUUUCCUCCAUGGAGCACUUUGGCCACAGGCUAUGAGGGAAAUCCUGAGAGGCAGGUGUCAGAAAAAAGGCAGCAAUCCUAAGUGUUUGUGUACAGCUCAGCAUCAAUCAUCCUAGCAGCUUUUUAAAAGAUGGAAGAAAGCUCCAGAGUGGGUCCAGUUUAGAAAAUCAUUUGUGUUGAAGGGGAAGGGAGGGUUAUUAUUGUUAUUUUUAAAGCCUACGUACUCUCAAGCUUUUUUUCCUGUAGAGGUUAGAAAUGUGUGAGUUUCUCAAGAUACUAAAAUUCUGCACUGUAUGCUAGAUUCGCCAUGUCCAUAGCUUCGUAAAGCCAUGGUUUUGAAGCUGUGAAGUAUGUAUUGUGAACUUGCAUUGCAUGGCAUGGAUAAAUAUGAAAACCACAUGUCUCUGGCUAUGACUUCUCCUGGGGAAACUUGACUGCAAUAUAAAUGUUUGCAGUUUGUGCAGAACAGAGAUAAGACAAUUAAAUAUUUAGAAAUCAAUCUAGAAACCAAUGUCCGUUUCCUCAUUUUGCGUAAUUGUUGGUUAACCAGUUGUCCACUGGCUUCCUUGAAAGAACUCUCAACAAAAAUCCCUGAAAUUUAGAAAAAUCCUAUGAACAAAACCUAAUUGGCAUCAAGGCUUGACCUUGGAAUACUUCUUUGUUAAGGGUACAGCAUUGGAAGUUGAGAGAAAACAUCACAAAGAGAGUGACAUUGAGUAUGUAUGAACUUGCAGACUGUAAUAAACUCCUUCCUCCCAUGGAUCUGGGACUAACAUUCCCAGGUUAAAUGGCACAAUUGUUAGUCAUUCCAGAGCCUUUGUAAACAUAUGAGUCGAAAUUUGCUAAAAAUGAUCCAGUUUUGUGUGCUAGAACUCUUUAUUCUAUGCAGAUGUAUUAGGGAGGAAUCUUAGUGGAAGUAAGUGCAACCUAUUUCUGGAUAAAAAUAUGUAGAAUUGGGCUGGAAGAAGCUUUCUGUAAGCAGACACCUAGUAAUUUAUGUGCUAUCACCUAUUCAAGUUUUAGGGCUUUGCACUACAUGAAUGUGAAUAAAGUUUAAACUGACAGGAGUAGAAUCUAGGUGCUUGCUUUAGCUCUAAGGUACUUAUUCAUAUUGACUGGCAAUUGCUAUUAUUUUGAGACUGCCUCAGUAUAGGUCUGUCAAGGUUGCAGGAGAGUGAUAUUAUUGCAUAUGCCUUUUCACAGCAUCUAUUUCGAAUUUGGAAUAUAUCAUUUAUAAAUAAGGCACCUUCCCUCCUCCUUUUGAGUAGCUUGCUUAUGAUGUCUCCUACUAUUAACACUUGAACUAAACGGAAUUGGGAUUUAACAACCAUAAAAUUAAUGGAUCAAUUGGUCUUAAUAUAUAUAUUUAAAAUUGGUGGUGAUCCUUUUAAAAAAAUCAAUAUAUAGUAGUGAUGGGAUGGAUGUUUCUUUAUAAUUCUGUGUUUCAACAAAAUAAGCAUGAGAUUUCUAGCUUCUUAAGUGCCGCCUCUGGCCAUUUACUCUGCCUUACAAGCGAAGGUUAUGAUUAAUGAGUCAACAGAUAAUGAAGGUAUAAGUAACAAAAUGAGUGGUGUGCCUGGAGGCUGAUCAUCAAGAAUUUCAAGUGUGGCUAUAGCUAGUCUGUUGUAUGACAGAGAUUCCCGUACUGGCAUUUUAAAAUUUAUAUGCAAUAAAAGGUACCCACAAGCAAUUAAUAAAAACCAUUGCCAAUUUAAAUCCUUAGGAAGAAAAUAUUAACCAGAAUAGAUAUAUAUGGUUUGUGUGUGUGUAGCAAACUAGCCUACAGUAUUUCUGAAAGGCAUUAUAUCUAUAUAUACAGAAACCCGACCUUUUUGCCUUGCUCUGAAUUACUGUUAAAAGCCUUCUGGAGUAGCAGAUGAGAAGGACAGGCUGGUGCUACAGUGGGUGAGUUUUCCACAUUUAUCUUUGUCAUGUCUUCUCCUAUGAAUGAAGCAACUGUCACAAUAGCUGCCAUGUAGGAGCCAAAGGCAAGAUGCACCAUGUUGCUGGUGGUUCUGCUUGGCUAGUAAUGUGCAGAUUUUAGCUGCACUGGAAAAAAGUGCCUCUGACGUGAAUCAGAAAUUCAGCUCAGGUGGAAGCAAGGAAGCCAAGCACAGAACUGUCAGUGGAUCCUUAUGGGCACCUUCUCCUUGGCUACAGUGCACAAGUAGGGUGUACUGGAACGGGGUGGGAAAGGAAGUUCGGUCGCAUGUCAUUAGUUGAAUUUUCUCCCCUCUCCUUUUUAUGCUUAUCACUAAUUAUAGCACAUAUACAGAAAAAGAAAAAUACUCUGUGCCACUCUUCGUAGGCAAGAGUAAACACCAGUUUGUUUCAACAGAGCAACAUCCUUCAAGAUAUGGCAGCGGUUAAUCCUUGCUAGUGAUUAAGUAAGACAUACAUAAGAAGAAUUUAGAGCAGGCAUCCCCAACCUGUGGCCCUCCAGAAGUUUUGGCCUGCAACUCCCAUGAUCCCUAGCUAAUGGGACCAGUGGUCAGGGAUGAUGGGAAUAAACUUUUAUUUAUUUUAAAAAAGGAUAAACCACUUACGGUAAUAUACAUCUAAGAUGUGAACUGGAUUAUAUAGAAAUACAUAAGAUAUGAUGAAAUCAUAAAAAUAUUGUGUUAUAGAUCGUAUUGGUUGCAAACUAAAAGCAUCAAUUCUCCUGGGGACCUGAUUAAAAGGAGAGGUUUUUCAACAUGUGUCUACAACACAGUAGAAGGCACCUGUCUAAUUGCUAAAGGGACAGAAUUCCAAAAUGUUGGUGCAAGCAAACCCUGAACAUGUGGCACUGCCACUAACUAGCACUGGCCUCUGGACCAAUCAAAAUAUACAUGAUCAGCUGUGUGAUUAAAAUAGAGUAUUUAAAACAUUAACUUUGUACAUUAAAUAGAGAGUUAUGCUAAUUAAAGUUAAUCAACUGAGAAUGGAUUCAGGCGAACUUAUAGCAAGCAGUUACACCGAACAGCACUUGUAUGUGAGUGGUAAACAUUAAAAUGAACAGUUACUGGCUUUAAGCCUUAACUGAGAUAGCUGAAAAUGAGAUCAAACAACAACUAAAAUACCCCAUACAUAGAAUAGUAAAUGUGUGUCAAUGUGGCUUUGACAGUACAGGAGGUGCCAAGCAAAGAAUGCAUAUGUUGCGGGCCUGGUGAGCACACUUGCUAUCACUGUGACAAAGGCCUACAUUGUGAUGCAUUUAAAAAGGACCAUGACUCUACAUGGGUUUUGUGAAAUACUUGACAUUAGAAAUCAGUGGUCAAGUGAUAUGGACACCCACUAAAAACUAGAGAGUAAGAACAGGACUUCAGUUCUUUCUUUCCUGUUUGAUGGCAGUAGAGCCUUUAGGCUGUAGUCCAUACACACACAGCAAGUCUAUUGCAACUUACUUUUGAACAGGUAUGUAUAAAAUUGUUAGUCUCUUUUCUCUUCACCACAAGAUGGCACCAGUAAACAAUAGGUAUACCUGCUGGAUAGAUUUAAAAAAAAAAUUGAAGUAAAUGUUCAAUUUAUCACUCGAGUGUCUAUGUAGAACUGUUUCUCCGUCUGUUGCUUUUGUAUUUAUGAAUAAUAGGAUUACUAUUAUUAUUAUUAUUAUUUUAUAACAUGAUAGCUGAUAGCAAAACCAGCACAUGACACAUUGCUCUGCAUCAAAGACUACUCUGGAAAUGCAUAAUGAACAGCUAAGUGACACUAAUUAGAGCCUAAAAUGCUGUGCUGCAGUGUUAUUUCUAUAGUUUACAUUGUUGGGAUUAACUCUGGGCUUGUCUCUAAGACCUAUUUGGUGCACAUCACAGAUCAUGAGGACAUGCCAAAGAUAAUAGUCUAAGGAAAACGGAAGUCCCCUGCAUUUAGAUUUGUGGUGCUAAAAUGGCAGGUCUUAAUUUUUAUUCUUUACAAGACAGUAAUCAUAGAAGCAGUUACUCCACAGCUUCUGUCUGAAGCCUUUUUCGGUGUCCCCACUCAAAUUUCCUAUUGCUUAGUCCUUUUAAAACUCAUGUGUAUUGGCUUCAGAUUUGUUGCCAGCUCCAUUCCACUAGGGCUUCCUGGGUAAGAAUCAGCAUGGACAGUCAUUUGGUCCACUUUUCUGCGGACCCAAUAUGAUACGCGCAGGCUUGCUGUCAGUCAGAUUAUGCACCGUUCCUGAUUUCACGAUGCAGUUUCAGUCCCCAAAAGUGUACACAAAGCCAUGUAUUUUAUGUGAAAAAUGUGUUCAAAAUGCAUCCAGUUCGUAUGUAUAUCUUUGUGCAUGCUCUUUUAGAAAAUUCACACACACACACACACACACACACACACACACACACACAAAUGGGGCAGCACUGUAGCAUUAGUCAAACCGACAAGGAACAACUAAAAGCUGGUUCUUUCAUCUCUAUUCCUAGGUCAUCCCACCAUUCCCCAACCUGCUGUAGCAUGGUAGGAGAGUAAGCAUAAAGAAGUCUUCUUAAAAAUCUGUUUGAGGCAGUAAGCUUCUCAGCCUUAUUUGUGCUCCCCAUGAUUAAUUCUGCAGAUGCUGAGAAUCCACGAUGCAUGCCUGCAGAUACUUAAUCGUGCCUUCAAAUGUUUUGGCAUCAUUGUGCCCAUGCCAAGAAUAAAAAUGUUUAUUCAUAAGUGUAUGUACAUCAUAGGGAGAAGGUACUUUCAUGUGCAUGCUGUGCUUGCUUAAUAUGUCUGAACAAAGCUGCAUCUUGAAUACUGUGCAUGUGACGGGGCUUUUUUGUUUGCUAUCAGAUCAACGUUUUUAGGAUAUUUCCUUCUCUGUGAUAAAUCUUGAACAUGGUCAAGAAUAAAUUUAGGGUCAAAAUAUGUUACAAUAGUUCAAUGCUAAUAGUCUCCUUUUUGCAGAGAUUCUUCAGGACUGGGCAGGAUUCACAGCAUUAAAAUUAAUAUCCUACCCAGACUAAAAUAUGUCCUUAGGGGUCUCCCUUUUACCAACCCCACAAAUACAAAUUGACCAGCUAUUUAGAAAUUCUGUCUAGGGGCCAUACAACAGGCCAUGCUUGGAAUAUGCCAAGAUACUGCUCCCACUGACAAAAGGUGGCAGACAAUGAAAUACCACAAUUGGCAUGGGAUAGAACUGGGUAGCCUAGCCCCACUGCAGAGCUGAGAAGCAUUAGGCUUCGAGCAUCUGAGGCACCCCACAACAGCAGCAUAUGGGGGUCCCAGAAAGGUCCCCCUCCAAAUCUGAGGGCAACUCUAUCUAAGAACCAGAAAUUACUGGAGAUGCAUGCCAGCUAUCUGAAACAGAAACUCUAUAUCGCUGCUUCUUCUUCUUAAUACAAAAUAUGUGAUGUGACCAAAUUUCAUAUCCACUGAUCCAGGCAAAUGACAGUCAGUAAAAAGGUACGCAGGUCAGGGAAACUUGUAGGUGCAGCAUCAAGGUGCAGCAAUACCAGCAAGUUGAACAGCAUUUCAAAAGUCUUCACUUUGAUCUAACGAGCUCAGUUUAGUUCUGCUCUAAUUGAUAAACGGAUGGAUUUGGAUACUCUGGUGACGGUGAAAUUGUCCAGAACGAAGAUGAAGCUGAGAAAUCAGUUUUUCAAGUGAGAGCACGAGAGGUUAGUUCUCAAAUUUAGUAUUUUCCCCAUGGUGUUCUGCCGGAUACACUGCGUGACAAAAAGGUGAUAUAUAUAAAUUCUGGAGAUAAGUAUAAAAAUAAGGAGAGCUGGCAGAUCUGCAUGUAAAGUGGAUUUCUUAUUUCCAUGCAUAUUGUUGGGGAUAUAGUUGGAGGUCUGUGGCUCAGGUGGAACAUAUGACAACUCGUCCGACAUACAUCCUAAUUCAGUAUGUUUUUGCAUAGUUUCAUUGGUUCUUGAGUCCCUGCAAUUGCACAAUUUGUUUUAUUCAGUGGUUCAAAAUGCCCCGCCCCCCCCAGCCAAUCAAUGCUGUUAAUGAUUUAAACUCCUGCUUUUGGUUUGAUGUUUAGCAUCAAAAAGAUGUGUUUUGAAGUCUCAGUGAACAAAAAUGUCAUGCUGUGGGAAUUUGACCCUUGAUAGGGUGGGACUAAACAUCAUGUCAGUGGAUUUGGAGAUUGAUUUACGCAUCACCCACAAGUCUUCCUCUGAUUUUUGUAUUUUUUGUUUGUGUGUGGCUGGUAGGGUUUUACAGUGUGAUUCGCAAAUCACCUCCAGUUGCCUUAUACAGUGGUACCUCAGGUUACAGACGCUUCAGGUUACAGAUGCUUCAGAUUACAGACUCCACUAACCCAGAAAUAGUACCUUGGGUUAAGAACUUUGCUUCAGGAUGAGAACAGAAAUCGUGCAGCGGUGGCAUGGCGGCAGCGGGAGGCCCCAUUAGCUAAAGUGGUACCUCAGGUUAAGAACAGUUUCAGGUUAAGAAUGGACCUCCAGAACGAAUUAAGUUCUUAACCAGAGGUACCACUGUACACAUUUUAACUGUUCUAGUCCCUUUGAAUUUAGCUGGUGGUUGUUAACUUGCUUCAGUUCAAGGAUGCUGAUUUAAAUACGGUAGUUGUGGAUCACAGAAUCGUAUUCCUUGUCUUUUCAGCCCAAUUGAAUUAAUGUAUUAGCUUAAAACUGAUUGUAGGCCAACUUAAUGACCCUGUGGCAGAUGCACCUACACCUUGGACCUUGCACUUAAUGGUAUCUUUUUAAAAAAACCCAUCAAAGUGGGCUCUUUUUAGACAGCAUUGAUUAACUUGUGAAACAUGUAAUUAACAUUUAUCUUCUUACAUAUCACAAGCAGUUGUAAAUUAUGUAACAACAAAAGGCCAAAAGAAACAGUUGAACAACCCUGAUAAAAACAGAAAUAUUAUGAGCACGUGCAGAUAUUUUAAGCUCACCUAAAGCAAAGUAUAGCAUGACUUCAGGAAUAAAAUGGAGUUUGGUUCUGCUGCCUAAAUGCUAAAGACAUUGACUUGGGAAUAAGCUCCAUUUUGUUGUGUGUGUAGACCCUUUAACCACCCCCAAAAUAAAUUCAGACAUUCAAAUUUUGGUUUGGUUUUUGGCAGAAUUUAGGCCGCAACUUUAUUGAUUACAAUCAAGUGAGUGGUUGCAUAGGCUCUGGUUCGACUAGCUCCCUGCACCGUUGCAGGUAGCGUUGACCCAGGGCACACCAUAGGUCACCCAGCCCAGUGGAAAGCGGGAUCAAGCCAGUCCACCAGCCAGAUGUCCCCCUGGACUCAGGCUCAGGGCACAACCCCUCUCAGGGUUGACCAACCAAUGAGUCCCUGGAUUCCUUUAACGGAAUACCCAUCACAUAGGGAUGGCCAGACCAUUCUGCCACCCCUAUCACCUGAACCAGAGCCUAUCCGCAACCUUACAAGUUGUGACAAUUUGCUACGCGGGAGGCGAAACCCAAAUGGCACCAGCCAAGUGGGGAAAAUUCCUGCCAUGCCACUGUCCCAAGCCCUAAAAAUAGGGAGAGGUGCAGGGGGGUGUUCCGAUGCACUGACCCCAAAGAGGAAGCUCAGGGACACGUGCAUAGGCUUAAAUAGAAGUCCCUUGGUAGCAUUUAGCUGGCAUCCCAUUGGUCAAUUGCACCCAGCAUCGAGAGACCUCCAAUAGGGUGUUGUGGCCAUCCAAACGUUCCCACCCAGAACACAGGGUUUGGUUGCCAGGUCACACUGCAAUAUGUGCCCUCUUGUUAGGGAGGACUCGAUUUGUAGAAAAGGAUAACAUGUUUAAAUGAAAAGUAAUAAAAUAAGCAUUUGUAACUAUGUACAUGGCUGGCAGGACACCCCUUGUCUAUAAAAUGUUUUAUGCCAGGUUUAGCAUAAUGAUUUAGUCACUUCCUUUACCACCACCAAUAAAACAUAUUUUCUCCAAAUAAACUGAAGUGGUUUUGUGGUAGUGGACUUUUUGAGCCCUCAAUGGUUUUCCUCUCAGGAUAUCUCUAUCCUGGGAGGGAUAACCACUCUAUCCUGGGAGAGAUAACCAUUUCUGCAAUUGCAGAAAUGGCCAGAUUCAGCACAGAAAUACAGUGCUUUCUUGUGAAGUAUUACCUUUCUAUUGUAAUAGUAUUGAACAGCUGCAAAUUUCAUUCAGAAACCAGUUCAUAAGUUCAACAAUAUCUUUAUAUGUGCCAGUUAACCUUUUUCUGCUGGUAUGGGACCCAAAUUUCUUUGUAUUUGAGCAAGGUCAGAUGGUUUAAUUGAUUUAUAAGGCUUCAUAUUAGACUCUUGUGCUCAUGUAUAGUUUAUCCAAUGAAUACAGAGUGAUGCUGUGAUCUACUUGGGUUGUUGUACUUAUACAGUAGUUGAACUGGUUGUAUCCAGAGAUUAAGAACUGCUUUUUCCACUAACUUCCCUUCAUGGUUGUCUUAUCCAUAGAGGAAAAUGUGUGCAUAUUACGAUGGGAUAGUUCUUUUGUCUUGAAUAUGAGACUUGGCAAAUUAUAUACACAGUGGCUGCCCAGCCCAUGGAUACACAUGGUAGAAAUGCAUAUUUAUCCUGAAUUGCAAACAAUAUAAUAUGCAUAUUUUUAUUCUGAGAGGUUCCACCUUUUGUUGUAGCCCAAAAGUUUCCUAUGUGCAACAUGAUGGCUCGACUGUUUUAUGGAUCAAGCUUUUGCAUGACUUACUGCAUGCACCAAAAAUCAAAAGAGGGAGGCAUUGUUUUAAAGUAAAGCAGUGGUUAUUUCUAUGCAUUUUGAGAACUGUGUGCAGUGACUUUUGUCCUCUUCACCAGUAAACUUUUGCUAAACCAAUCCUGUGACAAACACUAUAUCCUAUAUCAUCACCUUCCAUUUUUCUCCAGUGAACCGCAUAAAUCAUUUACCAGCCUACUCCUCCAUGGCCCAAAUCAUUUUGAAGUUUAUUACCAUUGCCUCUUAAAUUGACAAUGAUUCGCCCCUCCACUUCGUGCCAUUAUCCUUUUCUUUAUCACCUUGCUACAUAUUUUUUUUCCAGACCACUGACACAAAAAGUGAAUAAAACCAGCCUCAAUAGUAAUCUUUAUAACAUUUUCCAAGAGAGCAACUUUCAUCCCCCAAAUGCAACGGAAUGAAUGUCAAAGAGAAGGUGGACUGGAUCCUGCCAUGCUUUAAAAAAAUCAGUUCACUGGAAACUCUAGGUUUAAACAAAAAUGUGGGAUAAAUUUAUGUUACACAGAAAUUAAAUAGAUCUGUGACUGGGGAAAGUCAAUUUGGGUUUCAGUUACACUUUCUUGGUUAUUCUUUGCAGUUUCUUCUGAGCAUGGGAAGUAAUGCUCUGUUCUCUUUGUAAAGCAUAGCUGUCAAGUUCUCCCUUUAUAAAAGGGAAAUUCCCUUAUGCUGAAUAGGCUUCCUCGUGAGAAAAGGGAAAACUUGACAGCUAUGUUGUAAAGUCAAUAGGAUUCUGUGUGUGGAAGCAGACAGAGAAACUGAAUGCUGGUUGAGGAAGAUCAGGAAGGCCAGGGAGAGCAAUGAGGCAGUUCUUUGAGGGAAUGCUUGCUUCCUGCGCCCAGUAACAGAAGCAGGAUUUGCUCACAACUUCUGACUCCCCAGAAGCAGUUAGCCUGAUAAAGGGUUUGGACAUGGGAAAGAAAGGGACGGCUUUCAGGUACGCAUCCUGCUCCUAUCCCUGUCUGCAGUCUUUACCACUCUUCCACUUCCCAGUGGGGACUUGUAUUCCUGCUUCCUUCGUAUCUGUCAAUUUGUCCUUAUACUGUUGUAUUUCAGAACUUUCUCUAUUUAGAUUAAAAAGGUAAAGGGACCCCUGACCAUUAGGUUCAGUCGUGACUGACUCUGGGGUUGCGGCGCUCAUCUCGCGUUAUUGGCCGAGGGAGCCGGUGUACAGCUUACAGGUCAUGGGGCCAGCAUUUCUGGCGAACCAGAGCAGCACACGGAAACGCCGUUUACCUUCCCGCCGGAGCGGUACCUAUUUAUCUACUUGCACUUUGAUGUGCUUUCAAACUGCUAGGUUGGCAGGAGCUGGGACCGAGCAACGGGAGCUUACCCGGUCGCGGGGAUUUGAACCGCCGACCCUUCUGAUAGGCAAGCCCUAGGCUCUGUGGUUUAACCCACAGCGCCACAUGCGUCCCCUAUUCAGAUUACUUCAAGGCAAAUUCGUACAAGGCUGAUGUCACAGUAGUCACCAAGAAGCUAUUAUUUGAUGAAUUGUCUCCUCUCCCGAAAUAGGAGGAAUGAUGAGGGACCAGCUGUCUUAAGUCUGGCAUUGCCCCACCAUCUCUUCAGCCUUGGAAUGUGCCGUCUGUAAUUUUAGUGACUGAAUUUGAAGAGUGCCAUCUCCAAGUAACCAAUGCAUUUACUGAGACAUGCUUUCCAAUCCAUUCUGCUAAAGAGCCAGGGGGCUGCUUUGGUAUACACACUGCCAUGCUGCAGAGGCAGAGGCAUGUAGCCAAUUGGACAUUAUACCACACACUAGCUAUAAUGGCUUAGAUCAGGUAACUUUUUAUGCUUGGAAACUGGGCAAGUCACAGUAGAGCUGGUUACAGCUGCACAGUCCAGGACUGCGCUGCCAGUUUAUAUGGAAAGUGACGCAGUUAUUCCAUCACACAUCACACUUUUUGCCAGCUGAAUCUAACACCCUUAUUACCAGCUGCUGUUACAAUGCGAAUAAAUUUUGGGUAUGAGAAUGAGACUAAAGAUUAGGGAGAAAAUAAACACACACGUCAAGAAGCACCCAGUAGACAUCCAGUGCAAUUAACAGCAUUAAUGAUUAGGAAGUUAAUAAUUUUAUCAUCCACUCCUCCUCUGUGAGCUAAGGGUUGUGUUCAAGUUAUUCAUGAUUUAGGUGAUAGCAUCCUCAUUUCCCACUGAUUAAGUGAAGAUGUGACUUGCUGUUACAUUCACUUGAAAUGUACACUUGAAAUCUGCCAUCCCCUUAACUGCCGAUUAUUAUUAUUUAAUGCAUGUACAUUUUAUUUUGAAAUUUCAUUUUGAAACCACUCUGAAUUUUUUAUUUUACACCAACCAACCAACCUUUAUUAGCAUACAGAGAAAGCAGUAUAAAACAAUCAACAAAUAAAAUUUGGCAUCUGUUCACAGGAGGGGAUACUAUGGGAGAAAACCAUACAGGCCUAGCAGGGUUAAAAAGAGCCAGUCUUAUGAUAACGUAGUUUUAUGGCUUUUCUCAGAUAGUCUGCUACUUCCUCCAUGCUAUCAUGCCUGCAGCUAUUCAAUAAAAAAGAAACCCUUUGGGAAUCAGAACAAUUUGACCACUCCUUCAGCAUGGGGCUUAAAAUUUGUUGCAGAUUACUACAUAAAAUAGACAGUGGAGUUUAUAUUACAUAAACUUUGCCUGGACAAGUAUAACGAUUUUGGAACACGUUGAUAAAAAUAUAGUGUGUUAUAAAUAAGCAUCCAUCUAUUUGAAUAAUAAUAACAUUUACAUACUUAUAUACCAGACAAACAUAUACCGUAUAUGGAAUUAUUGUUGUUUGCCUACAGAGUGAUGUAAUAUGCCUUUUCUUUUCUUUCUUUUUCUUUAUUCUUUCUCCCCAUUCUGUUCAAUUGAAAUAUUCUCAAUAAAAAUUAAUAAUAAAAAGUAUGGUCAUAAUUUCUGUAUAUUUGGAUUAUAAUUCAUGUGAUAUAAUGUAUGGAAAAAACUGGAAAUGUGAAUUCCUAAAUAUUUAAUUGAUUUGGCACAAAUCAUAAGUUUAGACAUACAAUUUCCGUAAAUUUAUAAAAAGGAUUCAGAUUUAGAGCAGCUGACUGAGAAACCAGAGAGAUGUUCGUGCUGAGUUAAUAAUGUUU